AUGCCGGAGCGGCCCAUCGUGCAGGCCCCAGCCGCAUCCGACAUCGGCAUGCCGGAGCGGCGCAUCGUGCCGGCUCCAGCUGCAUCCGACAUCGGCGUUCUGCCCCUGGACGCCCUGCGCGGGAUCCUAUUGCGCCUCCAGGCAAAGGAGCUCUGCCGCCUCGGCCUGGUCUGCCAGCAGUGGCGGUCCCUCCUUUCCGACCCGUACUUCGCCGCGGCCCACGACACGCGGCAUCAGGCGGUGCUCAUCAUCGCCGGCUACAACGACGACGCGGGGCGCGACGUGCUGGUGGAUAUCAUGGAUGUCUCCGGGCAAAUCGUCAAGAAGGUGCACCGAAUGGAGGGCGACAGAACGGUGAGCGUCGCCCUUGACGGCGUCUGUGUUAGGAAAAUCGACGACAGCUGCAGCAGCUACCGACUGUUCAACCCGAUUCGCCAAGAAUUGUAUUACUUAUCGGACAGAUUACUCGAUCCGGCUACUGGAGCUGUGUAUCGCAUACCAGACAGCUUUGCAGAAGAGCACUCGCUUCGAGCUUGGUCACUGAGCCCAAGUAUCUGUUUGGACAGGUCGCUCGCACAGGGGAAUACAAGAUAUUUCGAAUGCUAUUCCAUUUUUCCAUUGGGAACGGAGGUGAGCAGAUGUUUGAGAUCUGCACACUCAACACCAAUAACAGUAGCAGCUGUGCAGGGUGGAGGAGAGUCGCGCCCCUUGAAGAAGGCAUUCAGAUGA
This is a messenger RNA of Miscanthus lutarioriparius, 729 nucleotides long. The record is from the annotation of a GenBank genome assembly. NCBI's taxonomy places the organism in Eukaryota, Viridiplantae, Streptophyta, Magnoliopsida, Poales, Poaceae.